Molecule: messenger RNA, 1081 nt
Organism: Trachemys scripta elegans
Lineage: Eukaryota; Metazoa; Chordata; Testudines; Emydidae
Gene: COPS8
Product: COP9 signalosome subunit 8
Exons: 8
Coding region: 99-722 (207 amino acids)
Biological process (GO): protein deneddylation; COP9 signalosome assembly
Cellular component (GO): COP9 signalosome
Source: RefSeq, a predicted model, not a curated record
CGGGCCCGGAAGUGGUGGGUGGCGCGUGUGGCGGCGCCUGUGAGGGGCCGCGGUGGGCAGCGAGCGGGGCGGCUCUGAGGCCGGGGCCGGGCAGGAAGAUGCCAGUGGCGGUGAUGGCGGAAACCUCCUUCAGCUUCAAGAAGCUCCUGGAGCAGUGCGAGACGCAGGAGCUGGAGGCCCCUGGAGGAAUUGCAACACCCCCAGUUUAUGGUCAGCUUCUAGCGCUAUACCUGCUGCACAAUGACAUGAAUAAUGCACGAUAUCUUUGGAAAAGAAUUCCUCCUGCUAUUAAAUCUGCAAAUUCUGAACUUGGUGGAAUUUGGUCAGUAGGACAAAGAAUUUGGCAGCGAGACUUUCCAGGAAUCUACACAACAAUCGGUGCACAUCAGUGGUCUGAGACUAUUCAACCAAUCAUGGAAGCACUUAGAGAUGCAACUAGGAGGCGAGCUUUUGGACUGGUUUCUCAGGCAUAUACCUCAAUAAUUGCAGAUGAUUUUGCAGCCUUUGUUGGACUUCCUGUAGAAGAAGCUGUGAAAGGGGUGUUAGAACAAGGAUGGCAAGCAGACUCAACAACUCGUAUGGUAAUGCCUAAAAAGCCAGGGACACUGGAAGCUUCCUUUAACAGAUUUAUUCCUUUACCAGAACCUGCUACCGUUCCACCAAUUCCUAAUGAACAACAGUUGGCCAGAUUAACUGACUAUGUGGCUUUUCUUGAAAAUUAAUUACCCCAUUCCUGCGUUCAAGACAGAACCUGGAAAUUCUGUGUACUGGCAGUUCUACUAUCUAAAACUUACUUUUAUGCUGUUUGUUAAAUGUUGCAGUCUCCUCCUACUGGAAUAUGUUGAUAAAAUAUAUAGAGAGUAUAUUUUGUUCCUAUAUGUGUUUUGCCAAAGCAAAGUUAGUAGUUGAAAUAGUCCUUAACUCCAAUAAUAUUUAUCCAUUAGGUACACAGCAGUAUUACAUGUUAAGUUUUAUUCUCUUAUGACUCGUAGCGGGAAAGGGCAUAUCUCUCCAACUGUACUGAUAUAGACUAUUGCAAAGCAGCAAACAGAAGGAAAGAGAAGAGUUUCCAUCAGCGAAG